AGAGAAAAACAUGGACAUUUUGGCUGGAAUGAAACUUGAAAAACUUGACAAGUCGUUGGUCGACGCAACUGAAGCUCUUGCAGGAAAACUCGUCGGAUUCUACUUCUCAGCUCAUUGGUGUCCACCAUGCCGCGGCUUCACACCGAUUCUUAAGGAUUUCUACGAGGAGGUUAAUGAAGAGUUCGAGAUCGUCUUCGUCUCUUCCGAUCGUAGCGAGAGUGACCUGAAAAUGUAUAUGAAAGAGUGUCACGGUGACUGGUAUCAUAUUCCGCAUGGAAAUGGCGCCAAACAGAAGCUUUCCACUAAAUACGGAGUUUCUGGAAUCCCAGCCCUUAUCAUCGUCAAGCCAGACGGUACUGAAAUAACCAGGGAUGGACGGAAAGAUGUUCAAAUGGGAACGAAUCCAAAGGCCAUCAUCGCCAAGUGGAAGGAUUAAGGAAAAUCUGCACUGAUUUUUUGCGAAGGAUUUUUGUUUAAGUAAUAACCAGCUAUCUUGUGUUCUUAAAGUUUUUCAAAUAAAAUACAUUUUAUAUUUUGUA
Molecule: messenger RNA, 539 nt
Organism: Caenorhabditis elegans
Lineage: Eukaryota; Metazoa; Nematoda; Chromadorea; Rhabditida; Rhabditidae
Gene: T20D4.7
Product: Thioredoxin domain-containing protein
Exons: 3
Coding region: 11-436 (141 amino acids)
Biological process (GO): cell redox homeostasis; photoreceptor cell maintenance; sensory perception
Source: RefSeq, marked reviewed